GAUAAGGCUGUCGCCAUGGUGAUGAAGGAGAUACCGAGGGAGGAGUCGGCUGAGGAAAAACCCCUCCUUACUAUCAAAUCACAGCUGGUGAAUGAGCAACAAGAAAGCAGACCUCUCCUGAGUCCCUCUAUCGACGACUUCCUUUGUGAAACCAAAUCAGAAGCUAUUGUGCGACCUGUGACAUCAAAUACAGCAGUUUUGUCAACAGGGUUGGAUCUCUUGGACCUGAGUGAACCUGUUUCCCAAACCCAAAGCAAAGUGAAAAAGCAGGAGAACUCCUCAAGAGGAGAAGGCUUAAAGGCUUCGAUCCACAGAAAGAAGGCUGACAAUCCGGACCUUAUCAGUGUGGACGCUGAACAGAAAAUCCAGCCCAUCAGAGGACCUGAGAAGUCACCACUGGAUUUAGUCAAUAUUCAGGGCCAGCUAGAGAAAUGGGAUGAAGUGAAGUUUCGUGGAGACAGAACCAGCAAAGGCUUUCCGGCACCAGAGAGGAAACCGUCAUCUUCUAGAGCUCCAUCAAAAGAAUUUUUAUGGUCUUCGGAGAACAGGUCCCCGUCAGAGGUGGGCGGCGUCAAAACUGCAUUGGAAUCCAAUUCAGCUUCAGAUUUGGAAUUAGCCCCUGCACCAAAGGCACGAUCUACCAAAGAGCAACGCUGGGGAGGUGCCCUCCUCACACGAAAUCAUUCCUUGGAGGAGGAAUUUGAAAGAGCCAAAGCCGCUGUUGAGUCAGACACAGAGUUUUGGGAUAAGAUGCAAGCAGAGUGGGAAGAAAUGGCUCGGAGAAACUGGAUUUCUGAAAGCCAAGAAGCACAAGGCCAAGCAGCUGUCUCCAUUAAUGAGAAGGGCUAUUAUUUUCACACCGAAAACCCUUUCAAAGACUGGCCUGGAGCUUUUGAGGAAGGACUGAAAAAGCUGAGGGAGGGGAAUUUGCCCCUCACCAUCUUAUUCCUGGAGGCUGCUAUUCUCCAAGAUCCUCAUGACGCUGAGGCCUGGCAGUUUCUGGGAAUAACGCAAGCAGAGAACGAAAACGAGCAGGGAGCUAUCGUCGCCCUCCAAAGGUGCUUAGAGCUUCAGCCAAACAACUUGAAAGCUUUGAUGGCCUUGGCCGUCAGCUUCACAAACACCAGCCAUCAGCAGGAGGCCUAUGAAGCACUGAGAAGCUGGAUCAAGCAGAAUCCAAAGUACAAGUACAUCGUGCGGAGCAAGAAAGGAUCCCCCGCCCUCGCCAGGAGAAUGUCCAAGACGACAGACGAGAGUUCACUGCUGGAAGAGGUGAAGGAACUGUAUCUGGAAGGAGCUCAUCAGAACGGUGAGAUGAUAGACCCGGACUUACAAACAGGACUUGGUGUGCUCUUCCAUCUGAGUGGGGAAUUUAACAGAGCAAUAGAUGCAUUUAGUGCUGCCCUCACCGUAAGGCCAGAGGAUUAUUCAUUGUGGAACCGUCUAGGUGCAACCUUAGCAAAUGGUGAUCGAAGCGAAGAAGCGGUAGAAGCCUACACAAGAGCUUUGGAAAUUCAGCCGGGCUUCAUCAGGUCCAGGUACAACCUAGGAAUAAGCUGCAUCAACCUAGGAGCAUACAGAGAGGCGGUCAGCAAUUUCCUCACAGCUCUCAAUUUGCAAAGAAAGAGCCGGAAUCAACAGCAUGUUCCUCACCCUGCAAUUUCAGGUAAUAUCUGGGCAGCUCUCCGGAUCGCUUUGUCUAUGAUGGACCAGCCGGAACUUUUUCAGGCUGCUAACGUAGGUGACUUAGAUGUUCUAUUAAAAGCUUUCAGCAUCGAGCCCUAA
Molecule: messenger RNA, 1785 nt
Organism: Elgaria multicarinata webbii
Lineage: Eukaryota; Metazoa; Chordata; Lepidosauria; Squamata; Anguidae
Gene: PEX5L
Product: peroxisomal biogenesis factor 5 like
Exons: 13
Coding region: 16-1785 (589 amino acids)
Biological process (GO): protein import into peroxisome matrix, docking
Cellular component (GO): cytosol; peroxisomal membrane
Molecular function (GO): protein binding
Source: RefSeq, a predicted model, not a curated record